Molecule: messenger RNA, 895 nt
Organism: Cuscuta campestris
Lineage: Eukaryota; Viridiplantae; Streptophyta; Magnoliopsida; Solanales; Convolvulaceae
Source: the annotation of a GenBank genome assembly
CUGCAAGUGCCAGUUGCAGAGAGUCUAUGCUUUACCACGAAUAUACAAUAAAAGUUCAAUUUACUCUAUCUCAGUUGUGAAGAGACCUGGAGAUAGGACUCAUUAUUUCUUUUUGAAAAGAAAAGAGUAGCGGAUAAGUACGAGGGCAUCCACAUCUUAGGCGAGCGAAAAUGUCAUCAUUGACUGCGAUGGUGAGCGUCGGGCGUGCGCCGGCCAACCGCCGCUUCAUAAUCGCCACCACUAAACCGACCGCAGCUCAAGUAUCAAUUAGGAAACAGCCGGAGGAGGAGCUAGGGUUUUUGACUUCAGAGCUAAGUGGUGUCAAGAUUUCGAACAGCCACUGCCACCGUCCUCUUCAUCUCUCUGCUCCAUUUCGUCCUUGUCUACAACCCGUUGCCCGCAGAGUGUGUCCCUUAUUGGGUAAGAAGGCGAACAGGGCAAAUAAGGUUUCGCAUUCCAACCACAAGACAAAACGGUUGCAAUUUGUGAACCUUCAGUACAAAAAGAUUUGGUGGGAAUCUGGGAAACGCUUUGUCAAACUGCGCUUGUCAACAAAGGCUCUAAAGACGAUAGAGAAGAACGGACUUGAUGCUGUUGCUAAGAAGGCUGGAAUCGACCUUAGCAAAGAGUAGGAAUGGUUGUAAUCUCAUGUUUUGCUUUUGAUGAUAUAUAUAUGCUGUUGGGAUAAAUUGGUAUCUGUAGCUUAUGUAAUGCAGUCAUGUCUGCUUCCUUGAUCACAAGAAAUUACAAAUCACAUCUCACUUUUUGGUAUGUUUCAUCUGAUGUACCAUUCAAUAGUUAGUCUUUUUUUGUGAAAAAUUAAAAUAUCGGUACAAACUCAUUGAGGCUCCGUUUGGUAAUCAUAUUUUCAUUUAAAUAAGCGGAUUUUAUGUCU